UGGUAGCAAGUAAAUUUGUUUCAAAGCCUGAAACUCCAAAAGUAACUCUCAUUUCUCUGUUCUUCUCCUCCCACUAUCACACCCUCCACCAUCGUAUUCUGUUUUGAUAAUGUGAAUAUUGAUUUGGGGGGUCUUCGAAACCAGGAUUUUAUAACCAUGGCAACAAAAAGAGUAAAGGUAGAUUGUGGAGGAACGGUGGACGAGUCCCAUACCAUGAUGGAAGAUCGAAUAUCACAGUUACCUGAUCCUUUGAUUCAUCAUAUUUUCUCAUUCUUGCCCUCUAUUUAUUUAGUACGAAUGAGUCUUCUUUCUCAUCGUUGGAGACAUAUGUGGGUUUCCGCUCCCUUUAUUUAUUUCAAAAACUUUUGUAAUAUUACUUUCGAUAAGAAGGUGAGCAGUCGAGAUAGAGUCUUAAAGUUUGUGACCAACUAUGUUAAACACCGUGAGCUAUGUAUGCACAUUCCAAAUACAUCCAUAAUAGGUUUUAAAUGUGACACGCCUUAUUGGUUCGCAAGCCGCAAUGGUGCUUUUAGACAAAUAGAUGAUUGGUUGAACUUUGUUGUUAGAAGUAAAGUGAAGGAGUUAGAUCUCCAUCUCAAGGAGUAUCUUUUACCUCCGUUCGUUUUUAAUGCAAGUUCAUUAACCGUCCUGAAGUUGACUAAGCUGAAUUUGUUUGUCCCUUCUCUUUCAAGCUAUCCCUCUUUGAAAGUUCUCUCUUUGGAUUGUGUGAAAUCCAAUGCUAGGUCACUUCAAAAUCUUAUUUCUGGAUGCCCUAUUAUUGAAGAAUUGUAUUUGUCAGGCUCUGAUAUCGGACGUUUACAUUUUGCUGUUAGUGAAACACUUAGAAGUCUGUCAUUAUUGUCUGUGGAUCUUACUAAUCAAUGGCUUGAUUCCCUAUUUUCUCGACUUCCUUUGCUUGAGAGAUUUUUUUUCAAAUUUGGUAGGUUGAAAUAUGUUAGCAUUCGUAGUCAUAGCCUGAAACAUGUUUCGAUCGAGUAUUUUUAUGCCAUUGAAGCUGCUCUUACAACACCAAAUUUAGUUAGCUUGCACAUUGUUUGUGAACCCUGGUCAAAAAUUUCUGUUGAAACUCCCAAUCUGUUAGAAGUUGUCAAUUUGACCCUCAAAGAUGAUGGAAUGAUUAAAGACUCAUAUAUUUCUCUUGUACAUCUUCUUUCAAAUCUGAAUUUCUUGAAGAAGAUGGUGCUGACAAUUUACAAAGAUGAGGUUCUCAUAUUUCCGAAACAUAUAAGACAGAAGUACCUUUCUCCCAUGCCUAAUCUGAAGCAUCUGAAGGUGAUGAAGUUUAGUGGCCGUAGCUUUACUAAAAUUGCAGAAAUGAGGGAGUCUUUGCUUUGGUGUGCACCUUCUUUGGAGAGUGUUGAAAUUGGAAGAAAUUGUAUAUAGAAGGAUAUUGUAUUGGUAGAUGGUAAAGAGAAUGAGGCAGUAGUAGGUAUACAUACCACUAAGUACUUUUUUUUUUAUAAUUUUUUGGCCUUUUUUAAUUUAAAGUAAUUAAUAUUAUCUAUAUCUUUUAUAUUUUUGUUCAUAAAAAUACAUGUAAAAACAACGUCUAUGAGACGUUUUCUAAAUUUGCCCAUAGGCCUUAAAAUUUUUUAGUAGCUUUUUUAUAUUUUGUAUUUAAAGAUAAAUUUAUACAACUUGGUUGAAUUUGAUAAAGAAUAUAAAUAUGAAUGAUGAUAGAAGUAUCAGCUACUAAUAAGUAAUAUGUUAUUAUUAUAUUACUCAUUUGUAUUUAGUAACAUUUUUAAUAAUUGAUUUGUAUUUAGUAAUAUUUAUUUUCUGUUCAGCUUUUUAUAUUUAGAUUGUAUUAAUUUUUCAGUAAAUAAAUUAUAACACAUCACCUUAUUACAUACAUGAUUUUUACUUUUAUUUAUACUUGAAUUUAAUCUCAAUAAGCGAAUAAACAAGUCAUAUUACUUGUAAUUAAGUUUUAGUCAAAUGGCUAUAUAUAAUAAUGGUUAAUUUAAAUUAUUUUCAAAAAUAUUUUUAUUAGAUAUAUAAUUUUUUUUCUUUUCAUUUUACAAAAUCAUUUUCUAAAAACUAUUCUGUAAAACAUUAUUGGAUAGGUCCUCAUGUUGCCAUCGGUGGUUGCCCAUAAGGUGGAAAUGGAAAGAUUUUUGAAAAUGAGAAAAAAAAAAAUAAUUAGAAAUUUGAGAAGUGGAUGAAGAGGUUUAAGGGUAUGUUAGUAAAUUUGAGAAAAGAGACUGCAUUAAUUUUUUUUUUCUAUACUGCAAAAGGCAGGAAAAAAUGAAAUUUUUUUUAAUAAUAUUAAAAUAAUUCUUUCAACUAUACGAUGUCGUUUUUACAAGGCAAUAAUCACAUCGGCCAAAUUUUCUCCCAUGCCUCUCGUAUAUUUCGUUUGUAAUUCUGAGAAACGAAAAUCCCAAAAUCACUCACACUCUUCUGUUUUGAUAAUGUGAAUAUUGUUGGUGAGGUUCUGUGAAAGCAGGAUUUUGUAACCGUGGCAACAAAAAGAGUAAAGGUGGAUUGUGGAGGAAUGGUGGAGAAUGAGUGCCAUACCAUGUCGGAAGACCGAUUAUCACAAUUACCUGAUCAUCUAAUACAUCGUAUUUUCUCAUUCAUUCCCACAAUAUAUUUAGUCCGAAUGAGUUUUCUUUCCAAGCGUUGGAGACAUUUGUGGGUUUCUACUCCUUUUUUAUAUUUUGAAGACUUCAGUACUAGCAUUUUCGACAGGAAGGUUAGGAAUCGGAUAGGGUCUUAAAGUUUGUGACUGAUUAUGUGACACAUCGCAAGCUAUGCAUGAAAACUCCAAAUAGGUUCAUAGUAAGUUUUAAGUGUGACUUGUUUUAUAGUUUGGCAAGCAGGAACAGAGCUUUUAGACGAGUACAUGAUUGGUUAAACUUUGUUGUUGAAUGUAAACCAAAGGAGUUAGAUCUCCAUCUCAAGAAUUAUGUUUUACCUGAGUGCAUUCUUAAUGCAAGUUCAUUAACUAUUCUGAAGUUGACUGACAUGGAUUUGUUUGUCCCUUCUCUUUCAACCUUUCCCUCUUUGAAAUUUCUGUCUUUGGUGUGUGUGAAAUCCGAUGCUAAGUCACUUCAAAAUCUUAUUUCUGGAUGCCCUAUUAUUGAAGAAUUGUAUUUAUCAGGCUCUGAUAUCGGACAUUUAGAUUUUGCUGUUAGUAAAACACUUAGAAGUCUCUCAUUAUUGUCUGUGGAUCUUACUAGCCAAUGGCUUGAUUCCCUAUUUUCUAGACUUUCUCUGCUUGAGAGAUUGUUUUUCAGUUCCUAUAAGUUGUUGAACAAUAUUAGAAUCUGUAGUCAUACCCUGAAAUAUGUUUUCCUUGAGUAUUAUAUUCCCAUCGAGGCUGCUCUUACAACACCAAAUUUAGUUGGCUUGCGCAUCGUUUGUCAAUCCUGGUCAAAAUUUUCUGUUUAAGCUUCCAAUCUGUUAGAAGUCAAUUUGACCCUCUUCGAUGAAGGACCGAGGAAAGAUUCAUAUAUUGAUCAUGUACAUCUUCUUUCAAAUCUGAAUUCCUGGAAGAUGGUGCUGACAAUUUACAAAGAUGAGGUUCUCAUAUUUCCAAAACGAGUAAGACAGAAGUACCCUUCUCCUAUGCCUAAUCUGAAACAUUUGAAGGUGAUGAGGUUUAAUGGUACUAGCUUUACUAAAAUUGCAGAAAUGAGGAAUUCUUUGCUUUGGUGUGCACCUUCUUUGGAGAGUGUUGAAAUAGGAAGAGACGGUACUUGGAUAUAUUGUGUCUGUAGUUGGGUUUUUUAACUUUAUGUAAAGAGAAUGAGGCAUCAGGCAAGGCACACAAACUUCUAUGUAUUUUAUUUUUUUUUGGAACUAAAUUAUUCUAACCAUCUUCUUCUUCUUCUU
Molecule: messenger RNA, 3861 nt
Organism: Ziziphus jujuba (common jujube)
Lineage: Eukaryota; Viridiplantae; Streptophyta; Magnoliopsida; Rosales; Rhamnaceae
Product: putative F-box/FBD/LRR-repeat protein At1g78760
Exons: 5
Coding region: 157-1404 (415 amino acids)
Molecular function (GO): protein binding
Source: RefSeq, a predicted model, not a curated record